UCGUAUAUAUAUAUACACACACACACACAGGCAUGCCAGGGGUGACGGAGGGAGUUGCUUGUUCCAAUUGCAAUUGUAGCAGAGCCAGAUAGCCAUUUCCAAUCUAGGCGUUCGCAUGAGACUAUGAAAAUGAAGGCUGGGGAGAUUUUGUUGCUUCUUCUUUGUUUGAAUGUCGUUUCCUUUGGAGUGAUUGCUAAUCCACCAACAUGCCCUGCUGAUAUUGGUAAGGAAUGUAGUGAUUCAGGUGAAUGGGAAGGGGAAUUCUUUCCUGGGAUUCCAAAGAUCAACUAUGAGGGCCCUUCGAGCAAGAAUCCUCUUGCAUUUAAAUGGUACAAUGCAGAGGAGGAGAUUCUUGGGAAGAAAAUGAAGGAUUGGAUGCGAUUUAGCGUUGCAUUUUGGCACACAUUUCGUGGGACUGGUGGCGACCCAUUUGGUGCACCUACAAAGUAUUGGCCUUGGGAAGAUGGUACAAAUUCAUUGGCUAUGGCCAAGAGAAGAAUGAGAGCCAAUUUUGAGUUCAUAAACAAGGUUGGGGUCGAUUGGUGGUGCUUCCAUGACAGGGAUAUAGCCCCAGAUGGAAAAACCCUGGAGGAAAGUAAUGCAAACUUGGAUGAAGUAGUGGCCCUUGCUAAGAAGCUUCAGGGAAGCAAGAUCCGUCCUUUGUGGGGUACAGCUCAGCUGUUUAUGCAUCCCCGCUAUAUGCAUGGUGGUGCUACUAGCUCUGAAUUAGGUGUAUAUGCAUAUGCUGCGGCUCAAGUCAAGAAAGCCAUGGAGGUCACAAAUUAUUUAGGUGGAGAGAAUUAUGUGUUUUGGGGUGGCCGUGAAGGUUAUCAGACUCUCUUGAACACAGAUAUGGGACGAGAGCUGGAUCAUAUGGCAAGGUUCUUUGAGGCUGCUGUUGCUUACAAGAAGAAGAUUGGAUUCAAUGGGACACUGCUCAUUGAACCCAAGCCUCAAGAACCUACCAAACAUCAGUAUGACUGGGAUGCUGCAACGGCAGCUAAUUUCCUGCGAAAGUAUGAUCUUAUAGGAGAAUUUAAACUGAACAUUGAGUGCAAUCAUGCCACUCUAUCCGGUCACAGCUGUCAUCAUGAGCUUGAAACUGCAAGACUCAAUGGUCUGCUGGGAAAUAUUGAUGCAAAUACUGGCGACCCGCAGAUUGGUUGGGAUACAGAUCAGUUUCUCACAGAUAUUGGAGAGGCAACUCUUGUUAUGCUCAGCGUGGUCAGAAAUGGUGGAUUAGCACCAGGAGGAUUCAACUUUGAUGCAAAAUUACGAAGAGAGAGUACAGAUGUUGAAGACUUGUUCAUUGCUCAUAUUUCUGGAAUGGAUACCCUGGCCCGUGGACUUCGCAAUGUUGCCAAGCUGAUCGAGGAUGGUUCUUUAGCGGAGCUCGUUCGCAAGCGAUACCAGAGUUUUGACACAGAACUUGGGGCUCAAAUAGAGGCUGGUAAGGUUGAUUUUGAGAUGCUUGAGAAGAUAGCCUUGGAAAGGGGAGAGCCCAAAGUUCCUUCGGCCAAGCAGGAACUCGCGGAAAUGAUUUUCCAAUCUGCAUUGUAAAGGAACAGCAUGCAGCACUAGACGACUAGUUUUUCUCUCUUUUCUUAGGGAAUAAUACGUAAUAGAGAUUUAACAAUAAGGGACAUAAAUCAUCUCGAAGCUAAUCUCAUAGUUUCUGCAUUAUGGAAAGUACAUGGGAUGUUGAUCUUUGUCCUUCCCUCGUAUAACCUCGGCAUUAUAUGAGGCCGGUGGGUUCCAUACGGGGGUCUCACAUUAUCUGUUCAAACUACUAGCAAUUUAAGCAGGUAAUUAACGUGGAUCCUUAUCCAUGUAUUGAGCUA
This is a messenger RNA of Corylus avellana, 1841 nucleotides long. RefSeq names its product xylose isomerase family protein. Gene Ontology annotation, molecular function: xylose isomerase activity. Gene Ontology annotation, biological process: carbohydrate metabolic process. The record is from RefSeq and is a predicted model, not a curated record. Lineage: Eukaryota; Viridiplantae; Streptophyta; Magnoliopsida; Fagales; Betulaceae.